Drosophila willistoni is the source of this 3153-nucleotide messenger RNA. Its product is annotated as 116 kDa U5 small nuclear ribonucleoprotein component. The transcript has 5 exons. Gene Ontology annotation, cellular component: cytosol; U4/U6 x U5 tri-snRNP complex; U2-type catalytic step 2 spliceosome. Gene Ontology annotation, molecular function: GTP binding; GTPase activity; U5 snRNA binding. Gene Ontology annotation, biological process: mRNA splicing, via spliceosome. The coding region runs from base 104 to 3034 and encodes 976 amino acids. Lineage: Eukaryota; Metazoa; Arthropoda; Insecta; Diptera; Drosophilidae. The record is from RefSeq and is a predicted model, not a curated record.
GUUGCCGGUUUUUCGUUCUGGCAACAUUGCUGAAAACGUUUUGCCGACGCCGCCACCGCUAAGUUUCUUUUUUAAAUAAAUAUUUCCUUUUUUAACACACACAAUGGAUUCCGAUUUGUACGAUGAGUUUGGCAACUAUAUAGGUCCCGAUUUGGACAGUGACGAGGACGAUGAUCAGAGUAUUUAUGGGCAACCUGAUGUGCAGGACGACCAAGAUGAAGACGAUAUGGAUGCCGAUGAAGCUGAACCACAAGAGGAUGAAGACAAGGAAGUGACCGCUGUGGUGCUGCAUGAGGACAAACGAUAUUAUCCCUCUGCGGUGGAGGUGUACGGGCCGGAUGUGGAAACCAUAGUGCAGGAGGAAGAUGCCCAACCGCUAGACAAACCACUCAUAGAGCCGGUGAAGAAGCUAAAGUUUCAAAUCAAAGAGCAAGACUUAAUGGAAACCACUUAUGAUAUGGAGUUCAUGGCCGAUCUAAUGGAUACGCCACCCCUGAUACGUAAUGUGGCCCUCGUUGGUCAUCUGCAUCAUGGCAAAACCACAUUUGUAGACUGUCUCAUACGACAAACACAUCCGCAGUUUGAGAAUAUGGAGGAGCGAUCCCUCCGAUACACAGACACUCUGUUCACAGAGCAGGAACGUGGCUGCAGCAUCAAAGCCACGCCGGUAACACUCGUUCUGCAGGAUGUGAAGCAAAAGAGCUACCUGCUCAAUAUAUUUGAUACACCCGGCCAUGUGAAUUUCUCCGACGAAGUUACAGCAUCCCUUCGCAUGAGUGACGGAGUGGUCCUAUUCAUCGAUGCGGCCGAGGGUGUCAUGCUCAAUACGGAACGCCUGCUAAAGCAUGCUGUGCAUGAACGUCUGGCCAUUACCGUAUGCAUUAACAAGAUUGAUCGACUUAUCUUGGAGCUAAAGUUGCCACCGCAAGAUGCUUACUUUAAACUCAAGCAUAUUGUCGAGGAGGUAAAUGGCCUACUGAGCAUUUACGCUGGAGGUGAUGAGAGUCUCAUGGUCUCACCCAUUUUGGGCAAUGUGUGCUUUGCCAGUGCCCUAUACGGUUUUUGCUUCACUCUGAAAUCGUUUGCCAAACUUUAUGCAGAUACCUACGAGGGUGUCCAGUAUUUGGAUUUCGCUAAACGCCUAUGGGGCGAUAUGUACUUCAAUAGUAAAACACGAAAAUUCAGCAAAAAACCGCCACAUAACUCGGCACAGCGCAGCUUUGUUGAGUUUAUAUUGGAGCCAAUGUAUAAGCUUAUUGCCCAGGUGGUCGGAGAUGUGGAUACCACUUUGUCGGACACCUUGGCCGAGUUGAGUGUGCGAGUGUCCAAGGAUGAGAUGAAGUCGAAUAUACGACCAUUAUUGCGUUUGGUUUGCAAUCGUUUCAUGGGCGACUGCAGCGGAUUUGUGGAUAUGUGUGUAGAGCACAUCAAAUCGCCAUUGGAGAACGCUAGGCGAAAGGUGGAUCACAUUUACACUGGUCCCAAGGAGGGUGACAUUUAUCGCGACAUGAUUAGCUGCAAUCAAUACGGAACUCUAAUGGUGCACAGUUCCAAGAUGUAUCCAAACGACGAGUGCACCUUCUUUCAGGUGUUGGCUCGCGUGGUUUCUGGAACUUUACAUGCCAGUCAAGAGGUCCGUGUGCUUGGCGAGAAUUACACGUUGCAGGAUGAGGAGGAUUCCCGCAUUCUUCAAGUCGGCAGAUUGUGGGUCUAUGAGGCCCGCUACAAGGUGGAAUUGAAUCGGGUUCCCGCAGGCAACUGGGUGCUCAUUGAGGGCAUCGACCAGUGCAUUGUGAAAACAUCAACAAUCGCAGACAUUAAUGUUCCCGAAGAUCUUUAUAUAUUUCGGCCACUUAAGUUUAAUACGCAAAGUAUUAUCAAGAUUGCCGUCGAGCCCGUUAAUCCCUCUGAGUUGCCAAAAAUGUUGGACGGCCUGCGCAAGGUUAAUAAGUCCUAUCCUCUGCUCUCCACCCGAGUUGAGGAGUCUGGCGAGCAUGUGAUCCUUGGCACAGGCGAGCUAUAUCUAGAUUGUGUAAUGCAUGAUCUCCGGAAAAUGUACUCAGAGAUUGACAUCAAGGUGGCCGAUCCUGUAGUCGCCUUCUGCGAAACUGUCGUGGAAACUAGCUCACUCAAAUGCUUCGCCGAGACACCCAAUAAGAAGAAUAAGAUUACCAUGAUAUCGGAACCAUUGGAAAAGGGCCUGGCCGAGGACAUUGAGAACGAGACGGUCUGCAUCAAUUGGAAUAAGAAGCGGAUCGGUGAAUUCUUUCAGGUCAACUACGACUGGGAUUUGCUGGCAGCUCGUUCCAUCUGGGCUUUUGGUCCGGAUACAACUGGUCCCAAUAUUCUUGUUGACGACACUUUACCCUCAGAGGUCGACAAAAAUCUACUGACUGCUGUGAAGGAUUCAAUUGUACAGGGCUUCCAAUGGGGUGCGAGGGAAGGUCCCCUCUGCGAGGAGCCCAUACGAAAUGUCAAGUUCAAAAUAUUGGAUGCCGUCAUCGCCAAUGAGGCACUGCAUCGGGGCGGUGGCCAAAUCAUUCCAACAGCUCGUCGAGUGGCUUACUCGGCAUUCUUGAUGGCCACACCUCGCCUCAUGGAACCUUAUCUUUUUGUAGAAGUGCAAGCGCCGGCUGAUUGCGUCUCCGCUGUCUAUACGGUACUGGCCAGACGGAGAGGCCAUGUCACUCAGGAUGCCCCCGUGUCUGGUUCGCCCAUCUAUACAAUCAAAGCAUUCAUACCCGCCAUCGAUUCAUUUGGUUUUGAAACAGAUCUGCGUACCCAUACCCAGGGUCAAGCAUUCUGUUUGUCCGUGUUCCAUCACUGGCAAAUAGUGCCCGGUGAUCCUCUGGAUAAGAGCAUAAUUAUCAGACCACUAGAGCCCCAACAAGCCUCCCAUUUGGCACGAGAAUUCAUGAUCAAGACGAGAAGGCGUAAGGGUCUAUCGGAAGAUGUGUCUAUCAAUAAAUUCUUUGAUGAUCCUAUGUUGCUGGAAUUGGCACGCCAGGAUGUGCUAGUCAAUUAUCCAAUGUAAUCAAAUGUUAUCAGAGUUAGGAAUGCAAUUAUUGAUCAAUAAUGGAUUUGUCAAACUAAAGAGAAAGAAAUCCACUUCAGACAAACAAUAAAAUAUAUUUCUUAUGGUAAACUUUUAAA